ACGCCCUGCAGGAAUUCCUGGCGUCUCGGAGAAAUCACACACUAAAACUAAAACACUCCCUUUGGCUGCGUGCGUGAGGCGCCACAUCGAAACCUUAUAAAAGUGUGGAAAAUGUUGCUGGUCCUGCUGCAGAUGCUGGUUUUUGUGUCUUCUUCUCCACCGAGAUGCGACCCACGAGUGAGAGGACAGUGCAAGCCAGUGCAAGUGGAAGAAAAACCCAAAUGCACAGAUUUGCUGCUGUCCUACUGCGAGGACAUGUCCUACACCCAGACCAUGUUCCCCAACGUCAUCGGCCACAAGAGCCGCGAGGAGGCCGAGUCCGGGGCCGAGUACCUGCUGAUCAGUGUGAUUGAGUCCCUGCUGGGCGGGGAGUGCAACCCUGACAUACGGAUGCUGGGCUGCUCGGUGCUGGCGCCGCCCUGCGAGAAGGAGAAGGUGCUGAAGCCCUGUCGCAGCACUUGUGAGGCCGUGCGCAAAAAGUGCAGCGCUGCUUUUGACAGGAUACAGAUGGCCUGGCCCUACUUCCUCGACUGUGAUCGAUUCUUCGACGGUGAACAAGAGGGAUGUUACGACCCCCUGGAGGGCCUCGGAGCAGGUCAAGAAGUAAUGGAUCUUCAAGGUACGGAAGUUCCUCCUGCAGAAUCGGAAACCUCUAUCCAGUUCAAGCACCACUCCAACGCUCAAAUGAUCAGCAUCUUAAAGAAGACGGAAGAGCGAUGCCCCGACAUAGCUAGAACUUACAGCAUUGGGCGCAGCUUGGAGGGCAGGGAUCUGCUCGUGAUCGAGUUCUCCAACAAUCCCGGAGAACACAAGCUGCUUGAGCCAGAGGUAAAGUACAUUGGGAACAUGCAUGGAAAUGAAGCCCUGGGCCGCCAGCUGCUCAUCUACUUGGCUCAGUAUCUGUGCACGGAGUAUGAGCAGGGAAACGAGCGCAUCCAGACCCUCGUCAACACCACCCGCAUCCACAUCCUGCCCUCCAUGAACCCUGACGGAUACGAGGUGGCGGUGUCCGACAAUAACUUCGAUGAUGAUGACGAAGAGGGUCGUGGUUACAGUUCCCAGAACAACAUCGGCCGAAACAAUGCCCAGAACGUCGACCUGAACAGAAACUUCCCCGACUUGACCUCCAUUGUUUAUGGCAGACGCAGACAAAAGGGCUACCGCACCGACCACAUCCCAAUCCCAGACGUUUACUGGUUUGGUAAGGUUGCACCAGAGACCUAUGCUGUCAUGAAAUGGAUCCGUUCCAUCCCGUUUGUGCUCUCCGCUAACUUCCAUGGUGGGGACUUGCUGGUGUCUUACCCCUACGAUCUGUCUAAACAUCCGCAGCAGUACGACAUGUUCUCCCCAACACCAGACGAUAAGGUUUUUAAGUUUCUUGCAAGAAUAUAUGCAAACACGCACCAAACGAUGUCCCGUGAAAAUGAACGCUGCAGAUCUCUCACUAACAGCGAUAAAGGGAUCAUUAAUGGAGCAGAGUGGUCGAGCAUUUCUGGAGCUAUGCAGGACUUUAACUAUCUUCAUACCAACUGCUUCGAGGUGACGGUGGAGCUGGGCUGUGAUAAGUUCCCUCCUGAAGAGGAACUCUUCCUCGCCUGGCAUGAUAACCAAGAAGCUUUGAUUGUAUUCUUGGAGGCAGUGCAUCAAGGUAUCAAAGGCAUCGUCAAAGAUGAAGAGGGAAACGGCAUAAAAGGCGCUCAAAUUACUGUUAGAGGAAUAAGGCACAGUGUUACUUCAGCUGAAAACGGAGAAUACUGGCGCAUCCUGACCCCGGGCAUCCACAUCGUCACCGCCUCGGCCCCCGGCUUCGACAGCGCCACAAAGAAAGUGCACCUGCCCUCUCGCAUGCAAACAGCAGGCCGUGUGGACUUCGUGCUGAAUAAAGCUUCUCCCCCGCCUGAUGUGGAGGAAACUACUGCAACGGGGACCUAUGAGCAAUUUGACCCGUACAACCAGUACAAACACUACACCCAGAUCGCUAACGGUACCCAGAGCCGCGAGGAGAGAGGAGAGAAGCCUUGGUGGUGGAGUUACUUUGUCUUACCGGGACACUCCACCCCCACCUGGCUCCUCAAACAUUAUUAGAGCUUUAAUACGGGAAGAUAAAUAUGAUGUUCUCUUCAGGAAAAAAAAAAGAACAAUCAUGACAUAAAUGUGCAGCUUUUUUUUUAAAGGUCUCACACAUCCUUGCACACUUACAUGUGCUCUACUUGGUCCCAACUCCUAUUUGAAUGUUAACGUACUGUAAGCACCUUAUAUCGGAAAGCUUUUGCCUUGAUAGUUAGAUGACUUGCACUAAUGUUCAUGAUUAAAUCAGUUUGUUUAAGAUAUGCAUUUGUAAUUUCAGCUGUUUUACAGCAGAAAUAAACUAUAAUAUUGGUGUAUAUCAUGGAAAAGUGUAACAUUAUUUCCAGUACUCGAGUUGUAAAAAACAUCAGGGGGGAUGGUGGAUUUUAUCAUAUGGGGACAGAUCAUUUGUGCUGAUUACAAAUAAUAUAAUAUAUUACAAAUAAUAGCAGUGACCAAAACACCUGCAGAAAUACUGCAGGAAUGACAUAGCAGCAGUUAAAUGCAGCCUUCUGUAAGCUUUAAAUAUCCACUGGGCUUACAUCAAAUAC
This is a messenger RNA of Cololabis saira (Pacific saury), 2618 nucleotides long. RefSeq names its product carboxypeptidase Z-like. The coding region runs from base 112 to 2085 and encodes 657 amino acids. The transcript is spliced from 11 exons. The record is from RefSeq and is a predicted model, not a curated record. Lineage: Eukaryota; Metazoa; Chordata; Actinopteri; Beloniformes; Belonidae. Gene Ontology annotation, biological process: proteolysis. Gene Ontology annotation, molecular function: protein binding; zinc ion binding; metallocarboxypeptidase activity.